Molecule: messenger RNA, 3654 nt
Organism: Adineta steineri
Lineage: Eukaryota; Metazoa; Rotifera; Eurotatoria; Adinetida; Adinetidae
Source: the annotation of a GenBank genome assembly
AUGAAUGCUAUUCGUGUGCAAAUACAUUUAAAAUAUUUCUGUGAUGAAAAUUCAUCAAAACAAUUUCAUAAUUUUUGGUAUGCGUUUGAACCAUCGAAAUUAUUGACUGUUAAAGAUAUUCUUGAGGAUAUUCAAUUAAAUUAUUUGAAAGAUCAAGAAAAAUGUGAUGAACGAACAUUUAUUAUUCAUCUCGAUGAAUGUCAAUUAUUACCAUUUACUUCAAGUCAAAUUUUACGUGAUAAUGAUCGAUUAAUUCUUAUGCCAUUAACAGCACAUAAACUACAUCAAAAAUCAUUUCAAGAUUCAAUUAAUUUUAAUAUAUCCUCAUCUACUGCAAUCGAACCAUCAGUGAUCAAAGCGGAUAAUAAUCAUAAACAACGACAAGAUUUAGAAUCUACUAGACAAGAUAUGUUAACAGAAUCAACAAUUGCAAUCGAACCAUCAAUGAUUACAUCGGAAGAUAACCACAAACGACGACAACGUCUAGAAUCUAAUGAACAAAGUAUGUCAACAGAAUCAACAAUUACAAUUAUACCAUCGAUUAUUAAAUCGGAAAAUAAUCAUAAACGACGACAACGUUUAGAAUCUAAUGAACAAAGUAUGUCGACAGAAUCAACAAUCACAAUCAUACCAUCCGUUGAAAUUGUCAAUGAACAACCACGUAAAAAGAAAACAAAGGAGAAAUCAAGUGCAGAUCAAGUCAUUAAUAUACCAAUUAUUCAAUGUAUACCGGAACCACCGGUUACUCAGUCUAUACCUAAAUCACCACUAGUACAACCGGUAGUACAAAAGCCAAAAGAACCAAUCAUUGAACAAGAAAUAAAUUCAGAACUUCCAUUAUCACUUCCAUCAACUAAUGGUUAUAUUCGUGAAUUAAAAUCGAAAACACCAGCAUGGAAAGCACAAAAACCUUUACCUAAAGGAAAUGUUAAAGACAAAUCACAUGUACGAUUCGAUUCUGAUAGUGAUGAUGAAUCUUUAUCACAAACGUCAGAUAAAAUCGAAGAAAUAAGUACAUCAACUAUAACUGAAGAAAUGAAUACAUCAAAUACAAUCGAAGAGAAAAAUACAUCAAAUAUAAAUGAAGAAAAAGAUACAACAAACCCAUUACCAUUGGUUAAUGGUAGUAAUAGUUCAGUUCGUAUACAAUACAUUCCAACACCAGUCGCAACAGAUGUGAUUAAAGAUUCUACGAAAACAAAUAACAAUAACAAUAACAAGAAGAAAACUAUUGAUCUUCUUUUCGAAAUGAAACAACAUAAAACUGUUGAAGAAAAUCAAGCUAAAAAAAUUCGACAACAAUUAGGUAAAAAACGUGCACAACAUAAAAAACGAGCAUUAGAAUAUAUGUCAAUGGCAAAUUUUGUUGAUCAAGCGUUUGGUCUUGAUAAAAAUGAUCUUGAAAAUCAAAUAGCAUCAAAUGGAAAUCAUUCUUCAUCUUCUUCUCCACAAACUCUACCAACCUCAUUUAAUAAAUUAGCUCGUUUACCACUUGUUGCUGAAGCUAUUGAAAAUAAUGAAAAAAUAUAUGAUCUCUACCCUCCAAUAACACAAUGUCCAACAAUUCAAACACGUAUAGCUUUUAAAUUACUUGAAUUAAGUGAAGAUUUUUGUCCAAAAAUGUCAGAAUUUAAAGAAGGAACAGUAAUUGAUGUGAAUGAAACAACCGGUGAAUUAACUAUACAACUUGAUAAACCAUUACAAUCAGCUUUUAAUCAACCAUCAAAAUUCUAUGCACCAUCAGAUGAAUUAUUAGAACAACAAGAAGAAGAAUCAACAACAACUGAUUAUUAUGUUAUAAAAAUUUGUAAACAUUUACUUGACAACGCUGAUCGAGUGAGUGUGAAAAAAGACAUUAUGGCUCAUAUAGCUCUUAAUAAUAAUGGUAAUAAUACAACACCAUUUAUGGAUCGAUUAUCACAUGCUGUUAUUAAGGAAACAUCCAAAAACUUAAAACAUUAUAUGGAUGUAAAGCGUCGUGAAAAUGCUUUUAUUCUUAAUCCAAAUUCUUCUGCAUUAGAUCCUGUACCGAGCAAAGCUCGAUAUAUGUACGGAACAACAAAAGAAUAUCCACCACCUUACGGUUCUUCUUAUUCUGAUAAUGAUAUUAAAAUUUAUAUGCGUAGUUUUCAACAACAAAGAAAACAAAUUAAUCCAACAGUAAAUACUCCAGAAAAACGGAUGUGUCGUCAAGAACUUACUUUUCACAUGCGUCCAAAUAGAUCUUCAUCAAAAGAAAAUCAAAAAUUUGCUGAACUCAAUUUAAGACCAUCGGUACGAGCAAGUUCAGCAUGUAGUGCAACAAAUACUCGAGAAUUUCGAAGAGACAUACCUAAGCCUGCAUUUAAACUAUCACGUGUUGAACAAAAUCGAUUAAUUGAUAAUACAGCAAAUAUUCUUGCAACAAUGAUUAAUACACGACGAUCAAUAUAUGAAACAAGUUUCUUAUCACAACAAAUGCCACAUACAUAUGUUUCACGAAAUACAAAUCCAUCUCCACGUCCAAUAGAUGAACAAUCUAAUAUACAAUCGGUUUUACCAUCUGUAUCACGUUUAUCAAUUGAUUCAGGAGCAUCAAUAAAUAAUCAACAGCCUGUAAAACAAAAACGUAAAACUAAAAAUCCUGUUGAAAAAGCACGAUCAAUUAUGAAUAAAGCAAAACCAAUUAGUAAAGCAAUUCUUUGUGAAUAUAAAGUUUCAAUUACAACAGGAAAUUGUAAUGGUGCUUCAACAGAUGCACCUAUAAGUAUUCAAUUUUAUGGAACAAAUGGAUAUACACCAUCUCUUAAUCUUAUCAAUUCUGAAAACCAUCGAAUGCCAUUCCAAAAAGAUCAAACUGAUAUUUUUACAAUUCAAACAUAUCAUGUUGGACAAUUAGCUGGAAUUAGAAUUGGACAUGAUCAAAAAGAUAUACAAUCAGCUUGGUUUUUAAAUAAAGUAUCGAUUUUUGAUCCAAUUCGUGAAAUAACUUCUGACAUAACGUGCAAUGCUUGGCUAUCGAGUAAAUCAAAUGAUCAAAAGACUACGCGUGAUUUUCCAGUUAAUUUAAUGGUAUCACAUAGAGAACAGAUCGAUUCUGAUGAACAUCGAGAAUUUGUCGAUAGUCAAUCAGAUUUUUCGACAACAACUGAGCUUACAACAUCAUCUAACAGUACAAAUCGAAGUCAAGACAAUCAAUUAAUUAAACAUAAACGAACUAAAAAACAUCAUAAACAACGUCGUGUAUCAAUUGGUCCAACAACAGUUGCGAAAAGGUCAACACCACCAACUACACAUACAAAUCAUUCGUCUCAAACACCACCUGUAACUAAAAAUGAAUCUCCUCCUUCUUCUCCUCCUUCAAUGGUUCCAAAACGUCGAGUUCCCUCACCAAUUAUUUUAUCAACAUCCUCUUCAGAUACUGAAAUUGAAGAGGCUGCUGCUAAUCGUAGUAGUUCAUCGAGUGCAACAACAACACCAACAUUUGAUAAAUCUGAUAUAAAACGUACUAGUGCUCAUAAAAUAUCACCAACAACAAAUGAUACAUUUACACAAGAUUUAGUUGAUUAUGGUCGACCAGCAGCUCGAUUAGAAAAACAUCAUUCACCAAUACCUGUUUCACAUAAAUCACCAAUCAAAAAUAAAGAAAAAGAAGGAGAUGACUUCUUUGAUUAA